Molecule: messenger RNA, 1777 nt
Organism: Aphidius gifuensis
Lineage: Eukaryota; Metazoa; Arthropoda; Insecta; Hymenoptera; Braconidae
Product: protein FAM210A
Exons: 4
Coding region: 251-940 (229 amino acids)
Cellular component (GO): mitochondrion
Source: RefSeq, a predicted model, not a curated record
GUGAAUAUUACAUACAUCCAUGCUAUAUUACUAUUAUUAAUAUCAAAUUACAUCAUCAUCCUGCACCUCCUUACUGUAUUUGUUAUAUUUUUGCCGUUUUUGAUAAAAAAUAAUAAUGUUUUAAGGUUAUACCUUUGUCAAAUGGACUAAUGUAGCUUUUUUUAUUUACAAUAUUUUUUUUUUAUAUGUUAAUUAAUACAUUUAAUUGUAUACUUGCAUAAAUUUAAUUAAAAUACAAUUAUAAAUAACAAUGGAAUUAAUAAUGAGAAGAAAUACUGCUGGUGUAUUAUUGAAAACAAUUGGUCAUAGUGGAUAUUUGAAUAGUUUACGCAAUUCUGGAUAUUUGUGCGAAUUGAAUCUCACCAAGUGGACCAAGAAAAGAAACGACAGUAGUAUAUUAAAAAAGAAUAAUUCAAUUUUUUCUUGUCCAAUUUCAUCAAGUAACUUUUGUUCUUUGUUCGAGAAAUCUCUUGUACAUGAUUUAUCAGACAGAAGAAUUAUAGUGUCUCAUUACAGCACAGAAUCAGACAAUGAUAAAUCGAAAGUUUGUAACACUACUCAGCCUAAAAAAAAAAUAUCAAUUUUUCAAAAAAUGAAACAACUAUAUCGUGAUUAUUGGAAAAUACUUAUACCAGUACAUAUUGUUACUUCUGUAUUUCAUGGUGAAAAAUAUAUACAAUUGAUGAAAAAUUCAAAUGCCGGUGAUUUUGCAGUAACAUAUGCUUUGUACAAAGUAUUUACGCCUUUACGAUAUACAGUAACUGUUGGUGGAACAACUCUGGCAAUAAAGUCAAUUGAAAAACUUGGCUAUCAACAUCUUAUACGUCCUUCCAUUAAGACAACGACAUCAUCAAGCGAAUCCAGUAGUUCACACAAAGAAACACCAAGUUCCAGUACCUCAACAAAAUGUCUCACUGAAGAUAGAGAAAGCAAAAAUUAAUGAACGUAUUUACAAAAAAUCAAGAAGAGAAAAAGUUUAAAAAAAAAAAACAAAAAAAAGCUUAUAAAAAAAAAUUCUAUAUUAUAUAAUAUUAUGCCAAUGAAUUAUUAUAUGUAUAAAAUUUAGCAUUAAAAUAAUGUACAGAAUUUGAAGUUUUUUUUAAAAUUUAUUUUAAUUGUUAUUGUAGCUUAAUCAAUGGUAUAUUUUUUUUGUACAUGAAACAUGAAUAAGUACUUUUUUUCAUUUAAACAAGAGUAUUGUGUUUCCAGCAAUUCAUUAUUACUAUGAAUAUUAUUUGUGAAUCUCAGCAUUUAUACUUUGAUUAACACUUAGUAAAUUGUGCAACAAAUGAUAAUAUCAAAUAUUAAAAUUUUUUCAUUCUGAACAUUUAUAUAUGAUUUAUAUCAUGAAUAUUUUCAAGUUUUCAUUUUAUUCUAUAAUUAAAUUUUUGAAUUGAAAUAUGAUCAAAUUAUUAAUCAUUAUUUUAAAUUUAUAAUAGAAAAUUAAAAAUAAAAAAAAAAUUGAAUGUAUAAAAAAAAUAAAUGAUAUGGAAAAUUAUGCUAUCAUUAUCACAGCUGUCUUCACAACAGGAUUUUUUUUUUUUUUUUUUGUUGAUUAAACUAUAAUUAUUAGUAUUAAAACAAAAAAAAAAAACGUAAUAAAUAGAUAUUUUUUAACUUUAUAAAUACUUGUUUAUAUUUUUAUGAACAAACUGUGAGUCUAUUUAAUCGUUUUGUUUACUUGAUUUAAUUUUUUUUUAGCCCAUAAAUUGAUAACUAGCUGAGACUGGUUGAGGUGCUCGUGGUUGAGUAUGUGAUAUACGUUGAAUAUGACAAG